Molecule: messenger RNA, 1672 nt
Organism: Nymphaea colorata (pocket water lily)
Lineage: Eukaryota; Viridiplantae; Streptophyta; Magnoliopsida; Nymphaeales; Nymphaeaceae
Product: pentatricopeptide repeat-containing protein At1g55890, mitochondrial-like
Exons: 1
Coding region: 57-1256 (399 amino acids)
Cellular component (GO): chloroplast
Molecular function (GO): protein binding
Source: RefSeq, a predicted model, not a curated record
CCCUCCCAACCUCUCCCUCUCUUGUUAACCUGCGGAGGAAAGAAGGAACACCACCAAUGGCGUCGUCGGACUUCCUUCGCGUUCUUUUGCGAACCCGUUUGCGUCUUCUCAAUCGCUGCUUCUCCACCGCCACGAUCACCGAUGCCGCCACCAAAGACGGUACUACCACCACUAACGCCCGCGUGAAAAUCGCCGUGAACCAGAUAUUCAGAGAGAGGAAUUACGAUCGUUUGGUGGAGAAGUUCAAGGAGUGUUCCAAGGAGUACCGGUUCCGCUGCAAGCACAAUGUCUACGAGCGCACCGUCCGCCGCCUCGCUGCUGCCAAGCGUUUCUCCAACAUUGAGGACAUCCUUGAGGAGCAGAAGAAGUACGCUGAGGUCGCCUCCGAGGGGUUCUUCAUCCGCCUCAUCACCCUUUACGGUCGAGCCGGCAUGCUCCAGCACGCCAUGCGCACCUUUGACGAGCUGCCCACGCUGGGCUGCGAACGCACCGUCAAGUCCAUGAACGCCGUCCUCACGGCCUGUGCCGACACCAAGAAUUUCGCGACGGUCAAGACGCUGUUCCACGAGUUGCCGGAAAAAUUGGGGGUUACACCAGACAUUUAUUCGUACAAUAUCCUUGCCCUGGCGUUCUGCGAGAUGGGUAGCCUCGACCUCGCGUUUUCGCUGCUCGAAGAGAUGAAGAAAAACGGGGUUAGCCCCAAUACAGUGACUUUUAAUACUCUUCUGAAUGGGUUCUACCGCAGCAAUCAGAGGUCGGAAGCGGAAAAGGUGUGGACGGAGAUGGAGAACUGCGGAGUGAUGCCGGAUACGAAGACUUUCAAUGCAAAGAUGCGGGGACUGAUCGUGGAGGGUAAGGCGAAGGAGGCCGUUAAGGUGAUUGAUGAACUGGAGUCUAAAGGGUUGAAGCCGGACACCGUCAGUUUCAAUAUAUUGAUUAAGGCGCUCUGCGAGGAAGAUGACGCGGAAGAAGUGAAGAAGAUGGUCUGUGAAAUGAAGACGCGUGAAUUGUUACUUAAUCGAAUGAUAUACGAAACUGUCAUCCCUGCUCUCUGCAAAGGAGAGUUUAUUGACAUGGCUUAUGAAUUAUGCGAGGAGGCAUUGAACAGGAAUUGCUUCAUCAAACCGGAGGUUUUGCAGGAGGUUAUUAACCGGUUGGUCGCGAUAUCGGAAGAUGAGAAAGCCAAGCAACUUGUGGAUAUGGGCUCGGGAAAGAGUUACUACGAUUCGAAGUUUACGAUAUCUCUUGAUUCAUGACGCCUUUUAGUCCUGUAAUGAUUAUUUGGUUUUCUCUUGUUAUCUUUAAUCUAUAUUCGAAUUCUGGUCAGAUACAAGUUGUAAUCUUUUUGCUCCACUCGAUCCUCUUCUUCUGGCAAUGGAGGAUGUGAAUUGGUCUGCCAGUUAGCCCACUGGCAGACUGUAAAAUAUCUCCAAGGGUAUUGGUGUCUUCAAAUUUUCUUGCAUGCUAAUGAGCUAGUGCCAAGCUCACAUAGUCAGGGUUGUGUUUUCCUCUGUUCAAUGGUAUGUUAGUCGUUUUGCGUGCCAAUUUUGUAGAAAUGAUCAACGAAACAAAUUCCAUUGUUUAGGAUGCAGAGGCUUUAUGUAAUGCUCAAAGUGCUUCUGAAGUUCAACUAGCUUAAUCGGUUAACCAUUCGUCUUGUCUGUUUUUGCUC